Molecule: messenger RNA, 6275 nt
Organism: Branchiostoma belcheri (Belcher's lancelet)
Lineage: Eukaryota; Metazoa; Chordata; Leptocardii; Amphioxiformes; Branchiostomatidae
Product: type I inositol 3,4-bisphosphate 4-phosphatase-like
Exons: 24
Coding region: 399-3620 (1073 amino acids)
Cellular component (GO): cytoplasm
Molecular function (GO): phosphatidylinositol-3,4-bisphosphate 4-phosphatase activity
Source: RefSeq, a predicted model, not a curated record
CCAGAGGUUGCCCAUGAUGCACCAGAAAUACAAGACACUUCCGGUUCGGGAAAUUUUAUUUUGCGGAAAGGAUUCAUUUUGUUGCUUUCCACCUGGAUUUUACGUUUCUAACGCUUUACUCCUAUUUUAUUGGGAUUUUAUGACGCGGUUUUUGUUAAUUGAACCCUGCUACGUGUUUCCUGAGGAAAACGCGGCUUAUUUAUGCACGAAAUGACGCAUAUAUUACGGCGAGGUCCCGUGGGAUGGUUUGAGGUCGCCUGAUCAAUCGCUCUUCCUCCGAACGUCAGUUCACGUCAUCGGGCGUCACAAGAUCAGCGGCGGCUCGACAAGACAACCGGCAGCUCAAAAAUUGUGGCCUGGAUUUGGAUUUACCAGAAAAGCAUCGCCAUGGUGCCAGCAUGCGCUACAAUGCCAGGGAGUUAAUGCUCAUAGCAUCGGAGAAACCAUCUUACUUUUUCGACAAAGAGGGGCUGCUGAUAUUCAGGGAAAGGGAGCACUUCUGGAAAAACAAAGCAGUAAAUGUAGAAAGAUGGUGUCGACUGAAGGGCAACUUGCUGUUUUACAUGAAAAGCAAAGAUAAGUUCUCGAGUCCGCUCGGUGUGUUUGUCCUUGAGCGGUGUACAGUCAGCUGCAGCACCUUCCCAAACCCUGAGCUGUCCUUCAAAAUACAGUUUGAGUUGGACCCGCAGGUGCAGUACCUGACCACCCAUUCCCAGGAGGACCGGGACACGUGGCUCGCAGCCCUGCAGAACUCCAGCAUCGAGGCCCUGAGGGGCCGCUUCGAGUCCCUGAGAGGGACCAUCAUGGCCAAGACGGGGCAGGACCCUGUCCCCGGGCCGGAACCCCCCGGCCUGCUCAACGUGAAUGAGCCGGCAGAAAGAUUAGGAAUCCAUCUGCACCCAGAUGAGCCUAUACUGGAGUUGUCGUUAGCGUGCAGUGAGCUGAUCACACCACGUGACGACCGACGACCCAACAGUUACGUCCAGGUCAGCUACGUCACACCUCCAGGAGGGUUCUGGACCAAACACUCGCAGACGGAGAUCAUCGAGGCGACCAGCACGCCACUCUUCAUGACCACGGUCGUCUUCACCGCCGGGUCCCGCCUCACGGUCAAUACACGGGUCAAACUCUCCGUCUGGGACGUCAAGGACCGGGCCACGUCCACCAUGUACGAGAUAGGCAGCGCCAUGUUCCCUGUGAAAGACAUUUUGCACGCCGACGACCACCGCCUGCAUUUGCCGCUGAAAUCCUCGGAGGGGAACACGGUUGGCUACAUCACGAUCCUGUCCUGGGAACUGUCUGAGAAAACACCCCUGCCCAUUUCACGCUCACCCUCACCAUCCAACAAGAGAGUGCUGGCAGUGGACGAGUCGUUGUUUGAGCCAGUAUCCUCCAAUGCCAAGUACUGUUCUCUCAGUAGAGAUGUAGUGCUGAAGGCCCUGUAUGAGAGUACCACCACCAAGACCUAUCGCUUCCCCACCACAUCAGGAUCAACGUUAAGUGUUCAGGAGUUUAUGGCUGAGACCAAGCUUUCUUUUCACAUUCCCAUCCAACUUCUCAAAAUACUGAUUGAUGAAGAGAAACAGCAAGUUGUUGAACUUGAAGACUUGGGGAAGCUGACGCCCCACUGGGAGCAGGUGAGGAAGAGUCUACUGGACCACCAUCUCCACCUGGUACAUGAGUACACGGAGGCCCUGCAUGGCCUGCAGACAUACAGGGGCCCUGCUUUCAAAGCCAGCUGCCUGAAGGAGGACAAGCGGUUUGAGUUUGUGCCACUAAACCUUCACCUGCAGAGGAUGAGGGUUCAGCUGUUAGAGGAAGAGAUAGAUAAUGUGUAUGACAUAGUGACAGUAGGGGCCAUGGCAGCCCACACACAGGGCUUCAAACAGGGCGGACUCAAGAAACUACUGGCUUCACAUGAGGACGUGUACAGUCCUAAAGGGUCAGGGUCAGGGUCCAGUCCCGGCCAGAGCCACUCGGCCAAGGCUCGAGACCUGCUGUCCAGUAUCCAGGCCCUGAAGACACAGAUCAUGUACUACAGUGAGAGCCUGAUGAGAUCAGCUAAGGACCUGGCACCGGGAGACAUGAGAAGGGCCCUGGACAGUCUGACGGACAAGACCCGACAGCUGGUGACAGUCUGUGAGGACAGGUUACUAGACUACGCCAUCCACUCCCUGAAGGCUGCGCGCCCGGACUACAUCGCCACCACGCCUAACGAUGAGGGUGACUCAGUCACACUGACCACCGGAACUGAGGAUGACCCCACAGCCAAGUGGACUUGGGAAGGGGACAGUUUCAAACCUAAAUCAUCACAGUCAUCCUGGGAGGAUACCCUGAUGAAUGUGGACAAGAGUUUGGACUGUAUCAUCAAGAAAGUGGACCAGAUGACUCAACAGGAGCCUCCUGCUAACCUGAUCAACAGGACACCAAAAAAAGGCAGAAAAACGUCAGAAUGGAGUGAAGCCCUGUACCCCCUCCAGCAGACACUGACCCAGUGUGUCACCCUGCUGACAGAGAAAGUACAGCAGAGUCUCACCUUUCUGCUGCUGCAGGAUACAAAUCUUGAUUGCUGGCUUGAGACCCCAAAGAAGAAAAGACUCACCGUUUACAAAAUGGACCAGUCCGAAACUUCUGAAUCUGAUGAAGCCACUUCAGAAAUGGAGACCAGCUGUGUGUCCUCCAAGCUCCAAGAACUGCAGAACCGACGAGACAUUGUCUUCUCACAAGCAUUGUCAGCGGUUGUGGCUGGCUUCAUCACCAAACUGCGAACGUCUCUGAAUGAUGAGAACUUCUUGCGUCAGCUGUACCUGGUCGGUCUGCUGGUGCACUAUGAAAGCCUGCUGUCACCUCAUGCCGAUGAGUUAGGAAUGCUGGAGGACAUGGUUGUUGGGAUUAACGACCUUCGCAACGUCACGUUCAAGAUCGUUCCCGCCUCGUCAACUUCCACUCACGAUCUCCUACCAGUUCUCACAGGCACAAGGACAGGGAUUAACGUGCGCAUCCCGCUGCCCCCUGGCUUGUACGGCCUGCUGCCUGCGGAGAUCAGAAGUGGGAUGCUGCUGAGAAUACAGCCUGUCCUCUUCACUGUCGGCAUCAACGAGAAGGCCACACUGGCUGAGAAAUUUGGGAACACAUCUCUACAAGAGAUCGUGAACAUUGAAAACUUCAGUCGGUUGAACUCCUACUAUGAGCAGUACAUGGAGAUGAUGCCAGCACCAGCUGAUGUUGACCAGCCGCACCAGACCAGACUGGCCGGUCUGCUCCAGUUCUUACAGAACAACGUGCACAUCCGCAAGAGCAAAAAUGUGGAGAUCCUUCAACAGAGCGCUGAGAUCUGCAGACGUCUGAAUGGUGUGCGAGUCACGGGUUGUAAGAGUGCGAAGGACAGGACCGCCAUGUCUGUCACCCUGGAGCAGUGCACAGUCCUGCAGCUAGAGCACAUGAUGGCGCCACAGAUAUUCAACAACGCACUGGACUGUAUGCGAAGUGAAGGCUGUCGUCGUGAGAACACGAUGAAGAACAUCGGAUCCCGCAAGUACGCUUUCCACUCCUUACAGCUUAUGGCCUUCCCCAAGAAUUACCGCCCCCCUGAGGGCACCUAUGGAAAUGUUGCCACGUAGUGCACGAAGGGCACAGUGGGGAGGGAUGCCAUGGAGUGGAAGGAAUUACCUACUCUAGCUAGCACAAAAUACAGUAGGCCUGAAAGACAUUAAAAAGAUGCAUUAUAUGAACCCUUCACUACAUGCAUUUUUAAGUCCACUCAUGUGAUGAUGUGAUCACGCAGUAACACAUUAUUAGCUAAUGAUGUAGAUUACAUUUGUACAUUGUACAAGGUAACAUCACUUCAUCCUCUGGCUAACAUUUGUUAACAAUAAUUCACAUGUCUGUAACAAAUUUUAAAGUUUAAGUGUUCUGUGUACUGUUGGGCAUCAGUGUCCCAGGUUGGACAACUAAUAAUCAUAUAAAAACAGAUAGUAGAAAUCCAUAGUGUAACCAUUAGCCAUGGGGCCAUUUGCUCCAAAAAAAUUACUAAACAGAAGGAUUUAUUCAGGAUCUGUAGGACUGGUAUAAAACAAAAGCAGUUCUUGGCCAACCAGGCCAGAGAAGAGGUAUCUUACAUAUAGAUUAAGAUUAUCAAAGGUAUAAACCCAUGCAUUACUUUAUACAUGUAGCCCAUUUGUACAUUGAACCAAGGAGCUUAAAAAUCACGUGAUUCUUAAGCUCCUUGGUUUAACAUGCGUAUCUUGCAGGUUGGACUGUUGAAAAUGUAACCCAUAUAGUUGACAGUUUUAACACUCAAGGACUAUCCAGAGAAAAUGUAUGGCCAAUACUUCUCAUGUGCUUAUUCAUGAUCACUGAUAUAGGAUCAUACAUUGUGCUUCAUCAUGUGGCAAUGUUGUAGAGUCUGACAAUGUAGACCAUCAUUAUAAGUAUGGCACACAUAGACUAACUCUCAUGACAUCUGUAUAAUCCAGGAGCUUGAAGAUCGCAAUUUUUAGCUCCUUGGUAUAAUGUAACAUCGUGAGUGCAAUUCACCAAUACAUUCACCAGAUGAUAAUGUACAAAAUAACAAUCAUAGAUAGGUGUGUAUAGCAAGCAUGGAUAGACACAGUACUUAAGAAAUUUAGUAGCAAUGUAAAACCUCAAUAUCAAAGUUGAUAAAUGCCAAUAAAUGUGUAGUUAAUAACUAUAGAAUAAGAUACAUGUAUAGACUUAUAUACACAUAAAUGCCUGUGUAUACAUGUAUGUGAUGUAAAACUGUGUACAGUGUGUAUAACCUAGUGGAAAUCAAGGUUUGGGGCAAUAUUGUUAAAAUUACUGCAUGUAACUGUGGCAUUGCAUUUUCUAUUGCAUGUUUGAACCCUGCUUAGAUUAAGAGUGGUUUGUUCAAUCACAGUUUUUAAGUAACAAACUUCUCUUUGGCUUGGUUCUGAAAAUGGGGAAGAAACCCAGUUCAACUAGAGUUUAGAAUAAAAUAUUCUAAGCACUGUUGUUUUAAAAAUUAUUAUCAGAAAAAUCUUCCUUCGGUCCUAGUUCCAAACAGGGUCCUGUUCAUUUUUAAUAAACAUUUUAGAUUGCACAAAAUGAAGAGCUUAAAUGUUAAUUAAAAGUAAUAUGUAAACUGUGGAAAUUGCCAUGUUGUGAGUUGAAAGCGAGCUGUUGGUUGUGUCUGUGUUGGUGAGGCUGUGUCCUUCUCCGUUCACAGUGUUGUUUCCAUGGCGAUGGCACUAGAGCAUCCCCGGGACGCCUUACACACGUGUGUUCGGUCCCUCCUCUGGUACUACUUGCAUUCCUUUGUGUAGCCAUGGUGAGUUUAUCAGGUAGAGCAUAUACAUAUAAGACUAGGAGUCAAGAAAAAAACUUAAGCUAUCACUUGAUAUACUAUGCGAGAGAAAAAAAUUCUUGUAUGAAUUGUCUAAUUUGGAGUUUUUGAAUUUAUUAUUUUUUUUACCUGGCAAUGUCUAUAGCUAGUUAUCAAUCUUUUUUAGCACAAAUUUUGUUGAUAUUUUUUAAAGGGUUUUUAUUUUUGGUACACAUGCUACUGUUUUGUGGUCUCCAAAUACACCAUUAUAAUUGCUUUUAACAAUAGAUGAACUGUUACUUCUUACUAAUCUAAUUUGGGAAAGUUGUGUGCAAGGGCUUGUUGUUGACAAUGUGAAGUUUACUGGGUGCACAGUUGCUAAUACACGUAAUAGCAAUGACAGCCAUGAUAGACACAAUAGUGAGCUGAUAGGUCUCUAUCUUUAUCAGUGGAAAACAGUAUUCCUAUAGUUGUAGCAGAACAACAUGUUGUGUACUGUUGGGACCAUGUAACUUUUAUAUCACUGGCACAUGUACAAAAAAUGCCAUGAUUUGCUUCCAUCGUUUGUCAUUAGUCAUGUGAGCAUUACACAUGUACAUGAAAUCUUGAUGCUAGCCAAGCAAAUUUGUACUAAUUUUGAUUGCAUGUAUACAAGUAAUCGGAACCAUCCUGUUGACUGUACAUUACAUACAUGUUGAUUCAAAGGGGAAUCUGAACAGUUUCUGGAGCUGAGAAAUUUUGUGUUGUAACCUAAGAAAUGCAGCAAAGCUCGUUAGGUUUGAGUGAAAACAAAAGAACCGAGAAGGGUGAGAGAAAGAGUAUGCGACCUAUGAUUGAAAAUAUGGAAAGCAAAGGGCAGAAUGAUAGAGGAUGGGUGAGAAAUUAAACCUUCUUCCUGCUGCCUAACCCUGUAUCCAAUACACCAAAAGGCCAUGGCUCAACAGGAAGAAGGUUGAGCAGUAUGGAGCUGAUU